This is a messenger RNA of Penicillium diatomitis, 4068 nucleotides long. RefSeq lists its product as uncharacterized. Gene Ontology annotation, biological process: cytoskeleton organization. Lineage: Eukaryota; Fungi; Ascomycota; Eurotiomycetes; Eurotiales; Aspergillaceae. The coding region runs from base 1 to 4068 and encodes 1355 amino acids. Gene Ontology annotation, cellular component: cytosol. The record is from RefSeq and is a predicted model, not a curated record. The transcript has 6 exons.
AUGGAGGGAACGUCAUCAUCAGAGACUGACACCAAUACGGAUACAAGGCAAAGUCACAUUGUCAAGGCUGAUGAGGUGGACCAGACUGGCAGCGAUAUUUCCCCAGUUCCAGAUGACCAGUUGAUGGAUAAGGUCGCAGAGGAGCUACAGCAACAAAAGCAAUCGCUCGAAGCUCCUGGGAGCUCGGAUGGCCCGACAGAGUCCAAGGUAACUUCACAAAGACCGCAAUUGCGACGUGAGGCCUCUGCUCCUCCACCCCCGCUACAACCACCACCUCCAGCACCCAAUGCACAGGAUGGAGGCCGACUACAGAAUUCUUCCAUAAGCCUGGCUCAGUUGCGGAAGCUUGUGCAGGACAUUCCCAAGAUUGAACAGCCGGCCUACGCCUUUGAAUAUGCCGACGCUCAAUCCUUCCCGGACGAACUCAACGAGUGGUUUCAGUACAACCAGUUUGAUCGCGUGAUGUUGACUGAAAUGAAAAUCUCGUUCGACAGACAAUGGGCUGCCUUUUCUCAACAGUAUGCCCCUGGAAAAGAUGAGCGUUCGUGGACUGAAGUCUCCGAGGACAUGCGCGAGGCUUUUGUUAAACGAUCCCUGGAAGAUCUGCGAAGUGAUGAAGUUUCAACGCGGCUCGAGGCACUGGAGAAUCUCUGCUACGCCGUGACUGGAGUCUGGGGAAUCACCGGUGGGCGCGAAUCACCCGACUACCCCAAGGAGAUGGACACACGGAGCGCAGCUGAAACCCCCCGAUCGAAUUCGCUCCAGAUUUCUUGGAUGGAGAAGAAUGUCAGUCUUCUUCAGAGAUGUUCAGGAAUUGGCGCCCUCAUUCUCAGACUUUCUCAAUUAUAUGAUAAGAACCGGGCCACACUGGGUGUGAACCCCGAGGAUCUGGAAUUGGAACGGCUUAGUCCAGGCGAUAUCGCCGCUCCUGAGCGUGAGGCAAAUCUGGUGCUGACAAUUCUCUACUUCUCCGUUGAAGUCGGUCGGCGACAGGAAGCACGGGAUCCGCAGAAUACUUCGAUACGGGAUGCGCUUGCUGCAUCAAACCCUUGUCUGCUAGUGACCAUUGUGGAAGUAAUUGCUCGGCUGCGGUGGGAUGAAUCCGCAAAUAUUCCACUCACGAGAAUCAUAUUGCUUCUUUGGAAAUCUAUUCUCCUUGUGUUCGGAGGCAGCGAGAAGUUAAAGAAGACCAAAGAGAUACUUGAACCACCUCUGAUUUCAGAAGAGGAGGCUGCAGCCCGCAGAACUCCUUUCCUAACCGCGAAGCCCUUGGACUACCAUCUGUUCCGUCAAGAGAUCACGUCUAAAUACCCAUCGUACAAUCCACCUCCAUCAGUUGUCCCGUUGGAACUCGAGAAUAAUUCUAUUCUGCCGCCACUGCCCCAGCACCCUAACAGGUCAAGUGCGUCCAGUGGCCUUUUCUGUGGAGUUGGGCCACCUAUCACCGGUGGGAAUGGGUCUAUCAUCCAGCAAGCAGUUCACAUUGCAACUCCAGCACCAUCACCGCCCCCGUCACCGAUUGGACCCGGAGGGAAGGCGGGCAAGAAGCAGAAUUAUCAGACAAACCAGAACUUUCCCCUCUUGUACCCUCCAUUGGAUGACACUAGCAAUCAGAUUGGGGGUAAGGGUACGACAGAACGUCAGGAUGUUCUAGUGGGCAAACGCUGGGACGGUAGCGACGUGCCUGCAUCUGUCAUCGAGGCGGGAAAGUUGUUUUCAACUCACGUCAAAAUGACACGAGCGAUGCGACAGAUGUGGGAGGAAAGAGAAAACUUCAUGAAAUAUGACCGAGGCUGGAAUUUUGAACAAUCCCACCCAGCGGUGCCAAAUUUCCCUCCCCUCGAUGAUAUUACAGCUGGACUGGAGGAUUUGAAGCUGGGAGAAGGCGAGUCACACAUUCGCCAGGAAAAGAUAGACGACCCUGAUGUACAGCGGCGACUAGAUGCGGUGGAAGCAUUAUAUGCCCACAUUUUGGCUCAUCUACAGUCCAUAACGAUUGUCUUCCUCAAGAUCAUUCUCACGAACGUCAGCGCCAUGGUGAGCCAGCCAAACUCCCAGGCCUCUCAGAGUACAAGCUCGCAAAACGGCGUAUCGUCUGGACAAUUACCGUCCGAUCUAUCCGUAGACGAACUGGAUAAUAUCCGCCUACGAGAAAUCACCGGCAAAGCUGUGUCUGGCACAUUGCUUCUUUUGUUGAAAUGGUUCAAGCGGUCGCAUAUUUUGAAAUUUGAAUACAUGACCCAAUUGCUGCUUGAUUCAAACUACCUGCCUUUGAUCCUCAAAAUGUUCGCGCAUCAGGACGUGGAUCAAGCCGUGGCGCAAAAAAAUGACCGAGAGGACCUAUCGUUCUUCCACUUCUGCAGUCAAACUACCGAACCUGCAACGCAGCACGCAGACAACGGGGACACUGAGAGUGAGGACGAAGCUGCUCCACCGCCAAUAGCUCGGCAGAGGGCUGCCUUGCAUACCAGCGACAGCGUCAUUCGAGCUUUCUCCCCAGACAGCUCGUUUGAGGAUAUUUUGGAUGGACCCAAGCGGCCAGAAGUUGAUGAGCUUGGAUAUCCUACUGCUCCGCCGCCGAAGGAACCUAUCACGACUUUCUCAUUCCGCAAUUUCUUCUCUGCGAUCAAUUUUCUUCACAUAAUGCAGAAAAUCACGAGAGACAAGGCGCAUCGCUGUCUUCUUCUCGUGCAGUACAAGUCGAGCACUAUCCUUCGAAAAGGGCUUAAGAUUCCGGACCCUCAUCUUCGAUUUUACACUCUCAAGCUCUUCAAGUCGCAAGUACCUUACUGUGGUCGCAAAUGGCGCCAAAGCAAUAUGCGAGUUAUCACUGCUAUUUACCUCUACUGCCGACCGGAGCUGCGGGAUGAUUGGCUUGCUGGUUCGGACGUUGACGCGGAAGUCGAAGAGGCACUGCCUCUUGAGCAGGCUCUUCGGGGACUGACACAUUGGUGGCAUCUUCGUCAGUACAAGGACGUUAUGGGCGGAGAUGCUGGUGCCAACAUCAUGGACGAGGAACGGGAUUUCUUCACCCGCGAACUGGAGUCGAUGGGGUGGGGUUUAGCUGAAGAAGCGGCAAACGGAGAGGAUGCGGAUCAGAGCGGGAAUCCACCAAGUGGUGAGUGGGCGGAUGCCAGUCAAUUUCCAGUAGAUGCUCCCUGGCAACAAACCACCAAGGAGCAAAAUUUUUGUCGCAACGAGCACAAUGUUACUGGUCUGUGCAAUCGCCAGUCAUGUCCACUUGCCAACUCUCGAUAUGCAACAGUGCGCUCCGACCCCGAGACCGGAAACAUGUACCUCUACAUGAAGACUGUUGAGCGUGCUCACAUGCCCAGCAAAUGGUGGGAGCGUGUUCGCCUGUCGUCGAACUAUGCUAAGGCCCUCGAGCAACUUGACGAGCGUCUGAUCUACUGGCCUAAAUUCCUGGUCCACAAGUGCAAGCAGCGUCUCACCCGUCUGACGCAGGUGCAAAUCCGCAUGAGAAACAUUGCCAAGGAGGAGGACCGUCUUGGCGAGAAGAUCGUGCCCAAAUUGGCACCCAAGAUUCGCCGGCGUGAAGAGACCCGGGAGCGCAAGGCUCUGUCCGCAGCCAAAGUUGAACGUGCCAUCGAACGUGAACUCAUUGAGCGUCUGCGCAGUGGCGCCUACGGUGACCAGCCGCUCAACGUCGAUGAGAACAUCUGGAAGAAGGUUCUGCGUGGUCUGGAGCGUGCCGGUGAAGGCGAGCGUGACGAGGACAUGGAUGAUGGCGAGGAGAUCGAGGACGAAGAGGAGGGCGUUGGCGAGGUCGAGUAUGUCAGCGAUCUCGACGAGGAAGAGGAUCUGGAGGACAUUGAGGACUGGCUGGGUGGCGAUUCCGCCGACUCCAGCGACGAUUACGACGAGGAGGAUGACGAGAGCGAUGAAGCGAGUGAUGAGGAGAGUGCUUCCAGCGAGGAUGAGAAGAAGCCCAAGUCUGCCACGAAGCGCAAGCAUGCCGCUCCUCCAGCUAAGCCGCGGAAGAAGGGUCCUCGUAUCGAGAUCGAAUACGAGACCGAGGAUGCUGGCAAGAACCACAUCAUGGCGUAA